AUGUCUGUCGAAGCCCCCAAACCUGUCGAGGAGACUCCUGUGGCGGAGACCUCCAAGGCGGUUCCCGAACCUACUGAAGCCUCAACCACUCCCGCAGAGACGUCAGUUGCUCCGGUUGAGACGACAUCGUCUGCUCCCGCAGCAGCUGUCGCAAGUGAAGAGCCUGCGGCCCCGGCUGCCGAAGAGGUCAAGAAAGAGGAAACACCUGCCGCGACUGUCCCUGCGACAGAAGGUGUCUUGGGAUACAAGGAGCCAACCUUGUUCAAGAAAUUCUUCUUCACCAAGCACUACUUCUGGUUCUCGGAAGAGCCAUCUUCAACCGAAUCUUUGGCCACUUUCUUGCGCUCAGAGAAGGCUGACGCGAAACACUCGACCGCCGCAUGGGCUCGUGAGACCGGCAAGGGCUUGUUGUUCUUCGCCAAGCGCGUCGAGGACAAGCCAACUCCGGUCGGUAUCAUCAACCUGGCCGAUGCUUCCAGUGUCGCAAAGGAAGGUUACAACCAGUUCUCCUUCAAGGCUGGCAGCCAUCAACACCGUUUUGAGGCCAACACCCCCAAAGAGCGCGACAGCUGGGUUCUCGCGGUCGAGAAGGCCGUCGAAGAAGCCAAAGGUCUAAAGGAGGAAAUUAUUGGACGUGAGAGCUACAAGAAGAACGUCGAGGAUUAUUCCAAACCUGCCGUUAUUGCUCCGGUCACCUCGGUCAAGACUGCCCGCUCAAAGUCCAAGGAACCCAAGAAGUCCCUUGAUGCAGCCACUGCCACUGCCACCGCUGCAGUCACCGCCCCUGUCGCCGCCGAUAACGCCAGCAUAUCUUCCAGCAGCUCCGAUGAAGCCGUCAAGACCAAGAAGGAGCGAUCUCAAUCCCGCAAGCGUGGCAGCAUCUUCGGAACCCUUCUCGGCAAGAAAGAUGAGCUCGUCGAGAAGAAGGAAGAGAAAGCUGAGGCCAAGAAAGAAGUAAAGGAGGAGAAGAAGGCUGAAGCUGAAGAGAAGAAAGAAGAAGCCAAGGCAAGCGAGGAGCCGACCAUCAGCAAGGCUGUCGAGGCUGCUGAAGCUUCGGCCGCCGUUGCCGCGAAUGCCCCAGUUGCUGCUGUUGCAACCGACAAGAAGGAGGAUAAAGAAGAAGCAGCCGCGACUGACAAGAAGGCUAAGCGCGCCUCUGUCUUUGGAAACUUUUUCAAGCACCGUGUGACCAGCCCGGCCACCGAGAAGACGGAAUCUGAAGCGACUGCACCGUCGGAUGUUCCUCCUGUCUCCGAGACCGCUCCAAAGAUUGAAGAGCCAAUCGAUACAAAGCCUAUCGACACUGCGGAUGUCACUGCUCCAGUUGAUGCCGAUACUGCCGCCUCUGCAGCCCCAGUUGAAGAGCCUGCUACGGAGGCCACUCCUGCUCCGGCCGAGACAGCCCCGGCUCCCAAGACGGAGAAGAAGGGUGGCUUUUUGGGUUUCAUCAAGAAGACUGAGGCCAAGCUUGAAGGCAAGAAGGAACAGAAAGAGGAGACCAAGGAGGAGGCCGCCGCCGAUGCGAUCGCCAAAGACCCCGUUGCCGCUGCCAGCGCCGAUCCAAACGAGUCGGCCAUCGUCGACACCCCGGCUGAGACCAAGGAAGAGCGUCCUGCCCGCGACAACAAGCGCCGAACUUCGCUGUUUUUCAACAAGAAGAAAACCGAGACCAGCGAUGCCGAAGACGCGACUGCCGAGCCCAAGCGGGAGAAAUCGCCCAUGCCAGGCAAGUUGAUUGGCAACCUUGUUCGCCGUGCUAGUAAAGCGGUGAAGUAUGAAGGGCCCAAGGAGAAGGCGACUGCCACCGCACCCACCACUGAGACAGCUGCUACUACUGCACCCACGGCUCAUCAAGCAACCACCAUCCCUGAGACCUCUGCAGAGACGUCUGAGCCGAAGACCACCAGCGAUAUUGUCCCAGAAGACGUGGUGGCCGAGCCCGCACCCGCCGCCACCAUUUCUACGGCUCCAGAGGUCAAGGCGGCAGCUUGA
Messenger RNA from Capronia coronata CBS 617.96, 1992 nucleotides. RefSeq lists its product as uncharacterized. Bases 1 to 1992 code for a protein of 663 amino acids. The record is from RefSeq and is a predicted model, not a curated record. NCBI's taxonomy places the organism in Eukaryota, Fungi, Ascomycota, Eurotiomycetes, Chaetothyriales, Herpotrichiellaceae. The transcript has 5 exons.